AUGACAACUACAGUGCCUCGCGUCUUUGCAUUCCACGAAUUUGCGGGCGUUGCCGAGGCUGUCGCAGACCAUGUUGUACACGCACAGAAUCUCGCUCUCUCUAAGGAGCCGUAUGCGCUAAAAAAUACCGGCGGUAGCAAUAGCACGCCGGCUAACAGCAGCAGCCUCAACGUCCCUGGCAGCAAUGGCGCCGGUAACGCGCCUGUCUCCCGACAAUCCAGCUCGCGAAGCAUCGGACAUAGCCAUAGCGCUGCCGGAUCCGGGCUUCGCGGGCCCAGCAGUAGCAAGCUCAAAAAGAUCAAAGAGAAGCGCUUCAAAAUCGCACUCUCGGGAGGCUCGCUGAUCCAGGUGCUGCACGAGGGGCUUUUAAAGCGUCAGGACGUGCUCUGGGGAAAAUGGGAUAUCUACUUUGCGGAUGAAAGACUUGUGCCUUUUGAGUCAUCUGAAUCGAACUUUGGCAACACCAAACGGAAAAUCUUGGACCUCAUCGACACCUGCACUUACGGCACACCCCGUGUCUACCAUAUAAACGAAUCCCUCAUUAAUGACCCCCAAGAAUGCGCCGAUGACUACGAGAAAGAGCUUAUCAAGGGCUUUGCAGGCAGAGACUCCGUAAAACUACCGAUGUUUGACUUGUUCUUGCUGGGUUGCGCUCCCGACGGCCAUAUCGCCUCUCUCUUUCCGAACUUCUCGGAAAACUUGCGUGAAAAUCUCGCCUGGGUCGUCCCUGUGACAAAUGCUCCUAGUGGCCCCUCCAACAGGAUUUCUUUGACGAUCCCCGUGAUAUGUCAUUCUCACCAGGUAACGUUCGUGGUAGAAGGUGCGACCAAAGCUCCUGUCGUGAAAACCAUCAUGGAACGCCCCGAGAAAGGACUGCCUAGCAGUAUAGUUAACGAAGGCGCCGCUGGCCGCGUGGCAUGGUUUGUAGAUGAUGACGCUCUCACGGACGUUCAAGUAACCAAGAAAAAAUACAAAUUCUUGGUGAACACCGAUGCAUCUCAAAUAUCGCCAUCGCCUCCCGUACCCGAAUAG
Messenger RNA from Lachancea thermotolerans CBS 6340, 1032 nucleotides. It is a transcript of the gene SOL1, whose product is annotated as Sol1p. NCBI's taxonomy places the organism in Eukaryota, Fungi, Ascomycota, Saccharomycetes, Saccharomycetales, Saccharomycetaceae. Bases 1 to 1032 code for a protein of 343 amino acids. Gene Ontology annotation, biological process: pentose-phosphate shunt; carbohydrate metabolic process. The record is from RefSeq and is a predicted model, not a curated record. Gene Ontology annotation, molecular function: 6-phosphogluconolactonase activity. The transcript has a single exon.